UAUUUGUUGGGCUGCAUCUAACCGUUGAUCCCCUGAUCGUGUGACUGCAAGUCUGCGACUGCUCUGUGUGCUCAGUUGUCUACAAGCAUUUCUUAGUGACGAAACCCUAGCCCUAACCCCUAAAAGCCCCCGGAAAUCUAUCUCGUCUAUUCCUUUAAUAGUUGUACGAUUUUGGUUUUCUAUUUUGUGUGUUUUGCUUCUCAUGGUUCUGUGAUUUAUUCUAUACUUUGAAACAAAUGGAGCGAGUGGAUAAAUUUUUUCGUAACAUUUCAAAGGACUUGAAGUCUGCUUCUUCCUCGUCUGAGAGUCCAUACAGUUUCAGUGGAAAAGAAGGACUGGCUACCGCUCUAUCUUCUUCUGAUCAAUCUCGUGUUCUGAUGACUAGGCCUAACAGACAUAUGGUUUCCCUGUGGACCUGUUCGAAGCUCUGUUCAAUUUUCUUUGUUGCUGGAGUUGUAGUUGGUUACACGUUGAAGACACGUGUUCGGAGAUGGGCUUCUAAGCUUCUCAAGAGAUUGAAAGAUGAUUGAUGCUAAAUAUCCUUCAUUUCCUGCUGUUUUUGAAUAUUGCAAUUUGAGGAACUCACUAGCUUAUUAUAUGAAGAAAUAGGACUUGGAAAUCGCUGGAGUUAUGUUCUCUCUUGUCUUUAUGUCAUGCCAAUGCCAUGAUUCUUGAAUUACUAUAGAUUAUUCAUUGACAGGUGACUCCUGUUAAGUUUUGUUGGUAAUCGUAAAAGGGUAACCCUUCGGUGAUUGUUAAUACA
Manihot esculenta (cassava) is the source of this 763-nucleotide messenger RNA. RefSeq lists its product as uncharacterized. The coding region runs from base 237 to 530 and encodes 97 amino acids. NCBI's taxonomy places the organism in Eukaryota, Viridiplantae, Streptophyta, Magnoliopsida, Malpighiales, Euphorbiaceae. The transcript has 2 exons. The record is from RefSeq and is a predicted model, not a curated record.